AUGUCAUCUACCACACCCUGGCCCACCUCCCGAGGUCAAAAGAGCACAUCCCAGCUGAUAGCCCCAAAGCCUCUCUACCCAGGACUUGGGCUCCCACUCCGCGAAUACAAUCGAGAUGAUAUAUUCCCCAUCGGUGCCCACGGAGGCUGUUACGCCGCCACCACGGACCCUUUGCCAGUCCGCGAAGUCGCCAUGAUGAGUGUCAUGGAGUCUUUGACGGACAAACCUGAUUGGCAUGUCAAGGUUUACAAUGAGGAAAUUGUUGCGAAGUGGCGUGCUGAAGCUCUUUCAAUCCCGAACACCCACUGGUGGGACCUGGCCACCAGCGCGAAGCAACAGCAUUGGGAGGCAGACGGUUAUGUCAACCUUAUUCCAGAUGAUGCGGACGAUUGGAUCGAGAAGUCGGAAGAAAUCAUGUCGGCUACUGCCGUCGACUGUUGCAUUCAGGAACUUCGCAGUAAGGCUAAGUACUUCGAGAAAACCGGUAUGGUGCCAACUCUCGAUGCCCGUGCGAGUGUCGUCAAGUCAGACACCCUGGUAUCUGAAAGCCUACACGAGUCACUGCUCGCCGCAUUCAGAACAUUGAAGGCUGACCAAGCCGAUUCUCCGGACUGGCACCCUAAUUCGGGUGACAAAGUCCAGAACCUAGUACAUCCUUCCCUGUACCCCCUGGUCUAUCGACGAAGCAGGGUCUUCCAGGAUGAGGUAGUUGGUGUUGAAGACGCCAUCACUAAAUGGUCCGGACGAGGCGCCAUUAUUCCAGGCGAAGACGAGUGGGUACGACAAGAAAACGAACGGUGGGCGUAUGGCGUGGGUGGUGAUAUUCCCCCAAACUUCUGGUCGGUGAACUAUCAAUGGCUCCCAUCCAAUGUUGCAUUCCAAGAUGAUGGCUCCGUGCGCUUCACAAGCUACAUCAACAACCUACAUCCGACGAAGUAUACAGACAUUUAUCGGACGAUAGAACGGUUAAUCGAAACGUCAUUGCCGAUGUGGGACCAGUGCCUCAAGGUGGCUACCAGCUACAAAACAGUGGAAGGACCGGGUCGGACAAACGGAAGAUUUGGUGUUCCAACCGAUCCUGAUGACGAGAACGCCUCGAACUGGGAUCCUUCCGACCCCAAACACUGCCCUGACAUUGAAGUCGAUGAGGAGAAGCUCGAACGCGUAGGGUGGUGGGAGGGUUACUUGGAAGAAGAAGAUGGUGGUAAAGAGAUGCUCGCUGAAUGCAAGUGGAAAGUACUACGCAAGCCUGUACUGCCAGAACCCUCUUUCGAAGAAGUCAACUACGAGCCACAGGCGGGUGAGCGUUUGGUCGACAAAUUCCAUAAGUCCGGACUUCAAGUCAUCGUCAAGAUGGCAUCCAUUGAGCUCACUCCUGAGAAGCCGCACUUCCCUCAAGGAAGCUGGCACGUGGAAGGUCAGAUGAAUGAGCAUAUCUGCGCUACAGCCCUCUAUUACCUCGACAGCGAGAACAUAACGACUAGCAGUCUCUCUUUCAGGAUGCAGACUUCUGCCUAUUUGAACGAUGAAGACACAGGCUUCAGUGUCGGGCGAGGCAACUACCAUUGGAUGGAGUCCGUUUACGCUACGCAUCUUGGCUGCGGCACCGGAGGAGCUUGUUUGCAGAACUAUGGUAGCGUUGAAACGAGGGGGAAGCGCCUGCUCGCAUUUCCAAACGUUUUUCAACAUCGCGUUUCGCCUUUUGAGUUGGAUGAUCCCACAAAGCCUGGUCAUCGUCGUUUCAUUGCUCUGUGGCUUGUAGACCCACACAAGCGUAUCAUAUCUACCGCAAACGUCCCGCCUCAACAGCUGUCAUGGUGGGCUGAGGCUUUGGUGGGCGCGAACACCAAGUCAGACAUCCACGGUGAACCAACGACGGAUUUACGACCCGAGAUUGUGAGCCUACUCCGAGAAAAUGGUGCACAGCUACCACCCCCCGCCAGUGAGAGCAAGAUGCCGGAAGAGCUUAUAGCCAUGGUACACGAAAGAUUGUCGAGUGACGCAUUGCCAAUGAGCCUAGAAGAGGCGAAAGGGCAUCGUUUGAAAUUGAUGCAAGAGAGAAGCGCGCACGUGGCGAAGUCAGAACGCGCUUGGCAGCAGCAUUCGUACAGCUUCUGUGAACAUUAA
This is a messenger RNA of Macroventuria anomochaeta, 2127 nucleotides long. RefSeq lists its product as uncharacterized. The transcript is spliced from 4 exons. The record is from RefSeq and is a predicted model, not a curated record. NCBI's taxonomy places the organism in Eukaryota, Fungi, Ascomycota, Dothideomycetes, Pleosporales, Didymellaceae. Bases 1 to 2127 code for a protein of 708 amino acids.